Messenger RNA from Symbiodinium necroappetens, 195 nucleotides. NCBI's taxonomy places the organism in Eukaryota, Dinophyceae, Suessiales, Symbiodiniaceae. The record is from the annotation of a GenBank genome assembly.
GAGGACUGCGUGCUGGCAACCAUGCCCCGGGGCAGUGUCCUUCUCUACCCCUCUGCGACCGUCCACGGGGCAUCCGCCAACCGCACCGAUGGUUUCCGGGAUGUGUGCCUCUUCGCCUACUCGCCGGCUUGGGUCCGCCAAGAAGAAAACAUGUACCUGACUACACCACCCGCGGUGGCUGUGAAGCUGCCCCCC